Molecule: messenger RNA, 1520 nt
Organism: Glycine soja
Lineage: Eukaryota; Viridiplantae; Streptophyta; Magnoliopsida; Fabales; Fabaceae
Product: protein VTE6, chloroplastic-like
Exons: 5
Coding region: 71-1105 (344 amino acids)
Cellular component (GO): chloroplast inner membrane
Source: RefSeq, a predicted model, not a curated record
AUUGUAUUGAUUGCCACCAUGAUUUUAGGUGUUGCAGUGAAGGUGACACUGAGCAACACUUACCCAUCCCAUGGAAUCCGCAACAUCAUGGAGUAACCCUCUCCCACUUUCCAGUCUCCCUUCCCCUUCGCAUUCACGCCACCCCUCCGCCUUCAAAUUUAUGGCUUUUUCAACUCUUCACACUUUCUCACUCCCUUCCCUUUCUUCUCCCUCUUCUUUCCACCCAUUUCCCCUUUCCUCUCUCUCUCCAAAACCCACUUCUUUCAACCCUCGCCCUCUCUUCCCUCGCACCAUGCACGCCUCGCGCAUCCAAGAUGCCGUUGGAGGGGCACUGGCCCUCGUCCAAUCGUCCCCCGCUACGUGGCAGUCCGCGCUUCUCAGCAACGCGCUGAUCUUUUUCUUGGGGUCUCCGAUUUUGGUCAGCGGGUUGUCUCUUUCCGGGAUCGGUGCUGCGUUUCUGCUCGGAACGCUCACUUGGCGCGCUUUUGGGCCUUCUGGGUUCUUCCUUGUUGCCACGUACUUUGUUAUUGGUACUGCUGCUACAAAGGUCAAAAUGGCACAGAAAGUGGCUCAGGGGGUUGCUGAGAAAAAAAGAGGAAGAAGGGGUCCGGGCAGUGUUAUUGGAUCCAGUGCUGCUGGUUGCAUUUGUGCUUUCCUCACGAUUUUUGGUGUUGGGGGAGAGGCAUUUUCUCGGCUUUGGAGACUUGGAUUUGUUGCCAGUUUCUGCACUAAGUUGAGUGACACUGUCUCAAGUGAGAUUGGGAAGGCAUAUGGCAAAACAACGUACCUUGUUACAACAUUCAAGGUAGUCCCAAGAGGCACAGAAGGGGCUGUUAGUGUUGAAGGAACCUUGGCAGGGAUUUUAGCAUCCAUAGUUCUAGCAUUUGUCAGUUUUCUCAUCGGUGAGGUUGGUUCACAUGAAGCAAUUAUAUGUGUACUAGCUGCUCAGAUUGCUAAUCUUGGUGAGAGCAUAAUUGGUGCUGCACUUCAAGAGAAGGAAGGAUUUAAAUGGCUUAACAAUGAUGCAGUCAAUGUCAUCAACAUAUCAAUGGGCAGUAUCAUAGCAGUCUUCAUGCAGCAAGCACUCCAGAUCUGGGGUUCCUAAACUUGAUGCAGGGUUUUCGAGGAGCUCAAUCAUAUUAACAUAGUGACCAUCUUGAUAAGUGCUUAUCUAGGGCACGGAUUUGAACAAUGGAGCAGUUUGGAUAAAAUGAUUAUUCGUUUAUUUGUCAUUGAAAACUGACUUGGAUAUUUAUACUCCUGGAUGUUUGAGUGCCAUAUGAGAAGCAGCCUUCUCUGACACAAGAUUCAUCUGCAAAUUUAAAAUGGCUAGAAACCCGUCCUUCUGAUCAUACCCAAACCAUGUUGGUUGUUACAAAGGUGUGGCAAUGGAAACCACAAAACUCAGUAAGCUGUAGCCAUGAUUCAACUCUUGUAUGGGAAGUAGUGGUUCUUUCAAAAUGUAGAUGUGAACUUCUUCUUCUUGAUCUAGAACAGUUUCAACCAAGCAUUUCUGUCUA